This is a messenger RNA of Ipomoea nil (Japanese morning glory), 1478 nucleotides long. Its product is annotated as phospholipase A1-II 4-like. Gene Ontology annotation, molecular function: glycerophospholipid phospholipase A1 activity. Gene Ontology annotation, biological process: lipid metabolic process. The transcript is spliced from 3 exons. NCBI's taxonomy places the organism in Eukaryota, Viridiplantae, Streptophyta, Magnoliopsida, Solanales, Convolvulaceae. The record is from RefSeq and is a predicted model, not a curated record. The coding region runs from base 35 to 1249 and encodes 404 amino acids.
GAAAAAGAAGAAGAGAUCAGAGAAUUGAAGGAAGAUGAGUGGCAUUGCUGAAAGAUGGAGGGUUCUAAGUGGUAGUGAUAACUGGGAAGGGCUACUGGACCCUUUGGAUUCGGAUCUCCGCCGCUACCUCAUUCACUAUGGAACCAUGGUUUUACCUGCAAGCGAGGCUUUCAUAAACGAAGCAGCUUCAAAAAAUGUGGGAUUAUCACGAUAUGCCAGGAGAAACCUCUUUGAAAAUACAGGACUUGUGAAGGGAAACCCUUUCAAAUAUGAAGCCACCAAAUACUUUUAUGCAACAUCUGGAUUCCCAAUCGGAGAUUCAGGGUAUACUGUGAGGCCAACCCGAGCGGAUGCAGUGCUAAAGGAAACAAACUGGAAUGGAUAUGUUGCUGUGGCCACUGAUGAAGGAAAAGUUGCUUUAGGACGAAGAGACAUUCUGAUCGUUUGGAGGGGAACAAUCCGAGUGUCAGAAAAGAUUACUGAUAUCACAUACGUUUUUGUUAAAGCGCCAUUAAUCUUUGGCCAAAACUCUGACCCUUUGGUGCAUAGGGGUUUUUACGAUAUGUAUACCACCGCCAGCAUUCAAGAUGCUCAACUCAAUGGAACCAGUGCCCGAGAUCAGAUUCGUGAAGAAGUUGCAAGACUUGUUGAGUUAUACAAGGACGAGGAAAUUAGCAUAACCGUGGCAGGACACAGCUUGGGUUCAGCCAUGGCAACACUAAACGCAGUAGACAUGGCUGCCAAUCCAAUCAACAAUAAUAAAGAUAUUCUUGUCACUGCUUUCUUGUAUGCAAGCCCCAAAGUAGGGGAUGAGAAUUUUAAGAACGCCUUCUCUAAUCAACAAAACCUUCGAGCCUUGCGAAUCUCCGACGUCAAUGAUGGUGUUACAAAUCUUCCUCCACCUGCACCUAUAGAUGGUAACAUACUGCCAUUAAUACCUUACGCAGAUGUGGGGGAGGGUAUUGCAAUUGAGUCUAAGAAAUCCGAGUAUUUGAAGCCUGAAAUUGAUAACCUGUUAACUCACGACUUGAUACUUUACAUGCAUGGAAUUGAUGGAUACCAGGGGUCUCAGGGAGGGUUUGAGCGUCAAGGUUACUUUGACCUUGCCAAAGUUAAUAAGUACCAGGGUGCUUUGAAAGACGAGUAUCAUAUACCGGCGGCAUGGUUGAACAUAAAAGAUAAUGGAAUGGUUCAGCAGGAGGACGGAACUUAUAUUCUUGAUGAUCAUGAACCGGAUGAGACGUUUUAAACACAAACUGUUUCGUGUAUGUGUGUUUGAAUAAAGUCUUCUAUAUAUAAUCAAUUAGUAGUUAGUGUGUUUUGAAUAAGAAUGGAGCUGAGGCAACUAGCUAGCAGCUUGUACGUGGCUAGCUGUCUAGUCCAAUGCAUGUGUGCUUGUAUUUGAAUUAUAUAUUAUGUCGCAAUCAUCUUUCUUCAUCAGCAAUAUAUAUAAUAUAAUAAAAGACUUGAAUUAUAUU